Messenger RNA from Peronospora matthiolae, 1023 nucleotides. Lineage: Eukaryota; Oomycota; Peronosporomycetes; Peronosporales; Peronosporaceae. The record is from the annotation of a GenBank genome assembly.
AUGAACGCUGCGCAGUACCUCUUGGACCGCGUACGCACGUGCAAGGCGCUGCAUGAGAUGAGCGAGAAGAAGACGCGUAGCUGCUUCUCGUCCGUUGGCAGCGCCACGCACUCGUUCCAUGGCGACGACGCCGUGGGCUUUGGACCCAGUUACAUGGUCGUUGCCGACGGCGUCUCGGGCACGAUGAAGGCGUCUGGUGUGCUGGCUCGCAUGCUCGUGGACGAGACGCUGGCGUCAUUGGCCAAGCUGCACAAACGGACCCGCGAGAAGGUGUUGAGUGCCUCGGACGUCAGUCAGAGCAUGGAGGUGGCGAUCAAGAGUGCCCGCAAGUUGGCCAAGAACAAGGGACGCCUCGAUUCGACCAUUUCGACAGCUUUUUUCGACAAGACGUUGCGUCGGAUGUUUGUGUAUACAAUUGGUGACUGUAAAUGUGUGGUCUUUCGCGGGAGGGACGUCGUGUUCGAGAGUGACUCGAUCAUCUACGACUUUAAUGUACCCGCUGUUGUGUCGAGCAAUGAGUCGAUUAACUAUGAAGAAGACGUGCAGAUCCAGACUUUUGACUACGAAGCAGGGGACGUGUGCUUCAUGUUCUCGGACGGCGUACACGACAAUCUGUACGUGGACGACAUUGCGUCGAUUGUCACCUCGGUAGUCGACCGUUCGCCGCCGACUCGAUGCAGACGUGGAGCAGCUGACGAACUGGCACGACGGACAGUCCAACGUGCCAAGGACACUUUUACAUGCACGUCGGUGUACAUUCCCUUUGCUGUUUCGGCUGCAGGGUUUGCCUGUGAAGCGUUGAACGAGUUGAAGACGAGCAACACUGUGGAUGCAGAGGAGUUUGAGCGCUUUCGACUGCAGUGCGAGACCAUUCCGUCCUUGAGCGUGACCCGCGCGGCGUUUGGCAAGGAACGCCGCGUCCGUCGAUUGGCUUUCUACAGUGCGUCGAACUUGCUGGCCUUUGCGCACAAGAAGCAAGGCAAGCGCGACGACAUUUCCGUAUGCGCAGCAGUGCUCGCAUGA